Messenger RNA from Tupaia belangeri chinensis (Chinese tree shrew), 961 nucleotides. RefSeq names its product growth factor, augmenter of liver regeneration (gene GFER). Gene Ontology annotation, biological process: liver development. Gene Ontology annotation, cellular component: mitochondrion. The record is from RefSeq and is a predicted model, not a curated record. Lineage: Eukaryota; Metazoa; Chordata; Mammalia; Scandentia; Tupaiidae. Gene Ontology annotation, molecular function: flavin-dependent sulfhydryl oxidase activity; flavin adenine dinucleotide binding.
CCCGGAGGCGGCCCUGCCGGGCCUGCGUGGACUUCAAGACAUGGAUGCGGACACAGCAGAAGCGGGACAGCGGGUUUAGGGAGGAUUGUCCACAGGAUCGUGAGGGACUGGGCCGCCACAGCUGGGCUGUCCUCCACACCCUGGCCGCCUACUACCCUGAUCUGCCCACCCCGGAACAGCAGCAAGACAUGGCCCAGUUCAUACAUUUGUUUUCCAAGUUUUACCCGUGUGAGGAGUGUGCUGAAGACAUAAGGCAGAGGAUAUGCAGGAGCCAGCCAGACACUCGCACGCGGGAACACUUCACGCAGUGGCUGUGCCGCCUGCACAACGAGGUGAACCGCAAGCUGGGCAAGCCCGACUUCGACUGCUCUCAGGUGGACGCACGCUGGCGCGACGGCUGGAAGGACGGUUCUUGUGGCUGGCUGUGCCGGCCCCGGCCUGGCCAGGGGGGGCACUCAUUAAAGUGCAUCAGAGCCACAGCCUGCGUGUCUCAGUGGGGUGGUCCCAGGAUGCUGAUGGGGACCCUCGCUUUCUCUGGAAUGAAGUAGAAGUGAAGGUUCCUGCGGUAGGCAGCCAAGGCCCUAGGAGGCUGCAGGGAGGGACGCGGAGCAGCCCAGGAUGUCCCUUUCCAUUCUGCCUGUGGCCUCCUGUCUACCCCUCACCCCACAGGAAGAUGGUGGGCCUGGCUGAGGUUCCUUGUGCUGUCCCUUGAGACCCAGCCAUUGCCUUCCCACAUGGAGCUGGGCUCUGAGCUGUGGCGUUAACGCGACCUAGGGCUGAACUCUGCCCCCUCUCCGAAGGGAAAGCUCAGCCAGGGCAGUCCUGUGAGGGCCACCAGCCAUGCUGCUUGCUCCCUGCCUGGUACAUGUCCUUCCCCAUGGGCCAGGCUGGGUCUGGGGGCUUUGUGGUGCAGCUUCCUCCGUGUUCAUGGUCAAAAUAAACAUUCUGGAGUAACGACUGA